Messenger RNA from Linum trigynum, 1816 nucleotides. The record is from the annotation of a GenBank genome assembly. Lineage: Eukaryota; Viridiplantae; Streptophyta; Magnoliopsida; Malpighiales; Linaceae.
AUAGAAUCACAAUUCGCUACCGUGAGUUGAUCUAACUUGCGAAAAAGUACAUUUCUAGUAUGACAUGAAAUAGAAGUUGGCAAGACAAAUACUAUACUAAAUAUCAAGGACUGAAAUGCUCAAAGUACAAAAGUUAUUGGACCUUUUGCAGAAGAAGCAAAAGUACAAGGGUCUAAAAGCGAUUUAACAGAAAUAAUAAAAUAUAAUUCCGUUAAUUCUGAAAGAAAAGAGGGCCAACAGGGUAAUUAUUGAAACCCCAACGGAUAGCUGAGACACAGUCCACUCUAUGCCUCACGCGCCAACACUUGUACCGUUAAAUUAAAGUACUUUCCCCCCCCGCGUCACGCCAAAAUUGGCCGAUCCCACACCUUUCGGCACGGCAAGAAACGUCGUCGUUCCGCGCGUCGCUGUCCUCACUCCUCCUAACCAUUGGACAAAUGGCAUAUGCGAUAUUUCCACAGCGGAUCUCCCACAUUUAACCCUAGUCAGUCUCCUAACCGAACCCCGGUUACUCUCCCACCCGUUGCGAUCCCGACACGUGUUCCAAUCCGACGCUCAGAUCUCAAUCCCUUUCACCUUUCACCGCCUCUCAUCGUAUAUAUAAACAACCACCCCUCGCCAGUGAAAGACCAUAAACCCUAACCUUAUCGAAUUUCACCCGAGCGAAAUCAAAUCCCUAAUUCCCCGAUUUUCUCUCUCUCACCAUGGCCAAUCCCAGAGUUUUCUUCGACAUGACCGUCGGCGGCCAGCCGGCCGGCAGGAUCGUGAUGGAGCUGUACGCCGACGUCGUCCCCAAGACCGCUGAGAACUUCCGUGCCCUCUGCACAGGCGAGAAGGGCGCCGGGAAGAUGGGGAAGCCGCUCCACUACAAGGGAUCCAGCUUCCACCGCGUGAUCCCGGGUUUCAUGUGCCAGGGAGGCGACUUCACCGCCGGGAACGGCACCGGAGGCGAGUCGAUCUACGGAGCCAAGUUCGCCGACGAGAACUUCGUCAGGAAGCACACCGGCCCUGGGAUCCUGUCCAUGGCCAAUGCCGGGCCCGGGACCAACGGAUCUCAGUUCUUCAUCUGCACCGCCAAGACCGAGUGGCUGGACGGCAAGCACGUCGUGUUCGGGCAGGUCGUUGAAGGUAUGGAUGUGGUGAAGGCGAUCGAGAAGGUCGGAUCUGGAUCUGGCAGGACCUCGAAGCCCGUCUGCGUCGCCGACUGUGGCCAGCUCUAAGUGGGGGAGUGUUUUUCCGUUCCGUUGAUGUUAUUUUUCAACCGGUGACGUGAUGGUGGUGUUGUUGGUGUCUUUUCUCUUCCAUGUCUGUGUCCUGUUUUCGUUUCGCUUUUAGUCGAUUAGGGUUUCGGAGGUCUCUUUAGGGAUUCGGUUAUCGGAGUCGCUCCUAUCGGAGCCGGAGUUUGGACGGGGACAAUUGGCUGGUCUUUGUAACGCUUUUUUAUGUGUUUCAGAAUCGGAUCUACCAAUUUCCAUAAAUAAGAUUAGGGUUUGCGUUAUCUCGAUUUUCUCUUCCUUUUACCUUGAUUUCGUCGCUCUGUUCUUACUGUUCUUGUGGAUUAGCCCCGCUGUGGAUAAAGGACAAAUCUCGGAGAGAAAGAGUGGAAAUUUAGAUUAAAUAAUUGAAUUCGGUACAAUCGAUGUUGACGGGAGAAGACUGAAGAGUAGAUAAGAGUACUUGGUCACGGUGGGCCUCUUGCUGGCCCAUGAUGUGAAGGCCCAUCUAUUACUUUAUGCUUGUUUUCCGCCUGUACAAAUUGUCUGCCAUUAAGAUAUUCCAUGCGCCGGAUCUCAAGCACUAAAGAUUAGAUUAGAAA